Pseudovirgaria hyperparasitica is the source of this 1911-nucleotide messenger RNA. Its product is annotated as vacuolar protein sorting-associated protein 73. Gene Ontology annotation, cellular component: membrane. Gene Ontology annotation, biological process: monosaccharide transmembrane transport. The coding region runs from base 246 to 1706 and encodes 486 amino acids. Gene Ontology annotation, molecular function: hexose transmembrane transporter activity. The record is from RefSeq and is a predicted model, not a curated record. The transcript has 4 exons. Lineage: Eukaryota; Fungi; Ascomycota; Dothideomycetes; Acrospermales; Acrospermaceae.
CUCCACGCAUGCAAUAUGGCAAUUUGAACGCACAUUCGCCAGCCAUAGCUAUAUUGCUCAGCCCGCUCCUCUUCACUGUCCCUGAUACAGCUACUUCGUCGAAGGAAUUCGUCUCGAUCACCUUGCAUUAGGUGUUUAACAGAGAGUUCUUGCGAAGCAUUGCAGCGACUCUACCAUACAGCAAAGGCGUGCACUACGCAGACUUCGCUCGAAACCUCCUCAAUACUACAAUACUAGACUAGAAAAUGGAUCCACGGACUUGGUUCAAGGACCUUACGCCCUACUUCAUUUACUUGCUACUGUUCGCUACGACCGGACCUCUACUGUUUGGCUUUCACUUGGCUGAAUUAAACGCGCCCGAGGAUGUCAUUCGCUGUAAAGCUAAAUCCGCUACCUCAGCGAAUCUCCCGCAGUGUAUGCCCAUGACAUCUGCGCAAUGGGGUCUUGUUGGCUCGAUAUACACACUGGGAGGCUUCCUGGGAGCUGUGAUAUCAGGAACACUAUCAUCUAGUUAUGGGCGGUUAAGAGUCAUGCAAUUGAAUACGGCUUUCUUCAUUGUUGGACCAAUCUUGCAAGCUCUGGCACCAAACCUCACGGUUCUGGGUAUCGGUCGUUUCAUAUCCGGAAUAGGUGCUGGAACAGCAAUGGUGGUUGCUCCUCUAUACGUUUCAGAGAUAUCACCGCCUGCAGAGCGCGGCUUCUUUGGAGCUUGCACACAAGUCAUGGUCAAUGUCGGAAUCUUGAUUGCCCAGCUGCUAGGAUUCUUUUUGAGCAAGGGCCAGCUUUGGAGAAUUAUUCUUGCCGCUGGCGGUGGUAUAGGAUUAGUGCAGGCCCUGGGUCUCUUCUUUGGAGUAGAAAGUCCAAAAUGGACCGCAGAAUACAGAAACGUGUCCGAAGCAAAGAGGAACCUGCGCAGAAUCCGAGGAGAGGACUAUGAUAUUAGCGAGGAAACUGGCGGAUGGAAUACUGAAGAUAGCAAUCUGACAGACGAGCACGAAACGUUGCUCAGGGGUGAGGAGGAGCUUUCGAAUGUUGCGAUGAAAGCUGAAAGAAAGGAGAAUUUGAGCAUCUUCCAAAUCUGGCAAUACCCAAAUCACAGGCGUGCUGUUUUCGCCGUUAUGAUGGUCAUGGUCGCACAACAGUUUACUGGUAUCAACAGCAUCGUCAUGUAUGGCGUUGGCCUGCUGUCCAGCCUACUCCAGUCAAACUCCGCACUCCUUAACCUAGUUGUUUCGGCACUCAACAUCAUAGUCACGGCAGCCACUGCUCCUCUUGUCGACCGACUAGGCCGCAAAGUAUGUAUCUUGAACUCGAUCUUUGUGAUGGGAGCGUCAUCCUUGCUUUUGGCUAUCGGUAUCAUCAAGUCGAUCAAAAUACUAUCUGCAGUAGCUGUACUACUCUUCGUUUCCGGAUUUGCCCUUGGUCUAGGUCCGGUUCCGUUCAUCCUAGCAAGUGAGCUGGUCGAUCCUGAAGCCGUUGGUGCUACUCAAAGCUGGGCCUUAUCGUCCAAUUGGAUAUCAACAUUUUGUGUUGCACAAUUCUUUCCCAUUCUAAACGAGCAAUUGCAUGGCAAGGUAUAUCUAAUAUUUACGGGACUGGCAGCGUUCUUUUUCGUCUUCGUUACCUGGUAUGUACCCGAGUCGAAGGGCAAGAAGACUGCAGAUGAGGUUUGGGGAAGAGAAUCGAGCGCGAGGAGGGUUGAUUAGACCGCCUUUUCGAAUAGAUCAAGUAUACGAGUCGCAAGACAGAUUCAUUCUGCACGUUCAGUCUUCGUCAUGAUCCUCCGGGGAUGUCGUCUCCAGCAACAGCGCAGCAUGCACGGACCGAGUUCCUUAUGGAAAGCUGACAAACCCCGGAGGUUUUCGGCGAGGGUUCAGCGCGAUCGGCUACUGCUCGGUCACCUAGGUAGGU